Molecule: messenger RNA, 1335 nt
Organism: Sinocyclocheilus anshuiensis
Lineage: Eukaryota; Metazoa; Chordata; Actinopteri; Cypriniformes; Cyprinidae
Product: CAAX prenyl protease 2
Exons: 8
Coding region: 1-915 (304 amino acids)
Biological process (GO): CAAX-box protein processing
Cellular component (GO): endoplasmic reticulum membrane
Molecular function (GO): metalloendopeptidase activity
Source: RefSeq, a predicted model, not a curated record
AUGUUAUCAAUCAUAACCCUUUCAGAGACUUUUGAAGAAGAGUGUUGGAUAUCUGUUGUGUGUUGUUUACUGCUUGCCUGUAUGUAUGUUGGGAGUUUGUAUGUAUGGAGGGGAAACCUACCCAGGGAUCACCCAAACACAAUAAAAAGGCGUUUCACCAGUGUUUUGUGCGUGUCAGCUGCUUCACCACUGGUUGUGUUGGCAUGGACAAAUUCAAUGAAAGUCAGGCCAAGUCCACCAUUGUGGGCACUGCUGGGCAUUCGUCUAGACGGUUUUUUUCCUGCUGCUCUGUUGCCGCUGACACUCACUGUGGUACUAUUUCUUGGACCUCUGACCCAGCUGGCAAUUGAGAGUCCAAGAGGACUUUUUCAUGAUGUCAAAGCAGGCCUGAAUUCUCGAUCUUGGAGUAAGUGUGUGAAAGAUUUGCGAUGGUUGAGGAACCAGGUGGUGGCUCCAUUAACAGAGGAGUUUGUUUUUCGGGCUUGCAUGAUUCCAAUGUUGGUGCCAUGCACUGGUCCCACUGCUGCCAUCUUCAUCAGUCCACUCUUCUUUGGCGUGGCCCAUUUCCAUCAUAACAUUGAACAGCUUCGCUUUGGACAAGACACUGUGUUUGAGAUCCUAAUUUGUGCAGCUUUCCAGUUCACUUAUACUUACGUUUUUGGAGUCUACUCUGCCUUCAUAUUCAUAAGGACAGGUCUGGUGGGACUCGUGUUGUGCCACUCGUUUUGCAACCAGAUGGGUUUUCCUGCCAUUGGCUCAGUUUUACAGCACCCACAGAGGCCUGUGAUCCUGCUCUCCUACCAGCUGGGUGUUCUGCUCUUCCUCAUCCUCCUCUUCCCCUUCACAGAUCCUGCUUUUUAUGGCAUGACCCCCAUCUGCAGUCUACUGCUUACACCUCGCUCUGCCUGUGCAUGACACAUCUUCACGGUGCCUGGAUUGAAAUGUACCUCACAGUCUUUAAAAAAUAUGACUGGGGAAAGAGCAUGAAAGACAGUAAAUGAAGCAUGUUGCUUUCAUGAAAAAGACAUUCAUCAGCCUAGAUGAUGAGUAAAUGACUGUCAUGUUUCAUUUCCUUGCCUUUUUGUGGUAAGAGUGGCGUGUGGCUCAGUGGCUCAUUCGAAUGUUUUAUUCUUUCAUUAUGCCCCAUAUUUCUUUUUCUUUCAGUUAAAAUUAUCAGCUGUCGUGUUGUUAAAUUAAAACCAGGUGCUGAUGUGUAUAAAAGAUGAGAUGCUAGUCGACAUUCAAUAAUACUAAUCUCAGAUGAGCAGCAUUCUCUGCCUUGUAUUCAUAAGAAUUCAGAAAAAAAGCAUUAUUAUAUAUUUAAAAAAAUAUUAA